Molecule: messenger RNA, 687 nt
Organism: Lecanosticta acicola
Lineage: Eukaryota; Fungi; Ascomycota; Dothideomycetes; Mycosphaerellales; Mycosphaerellaceae
Source: the annotation of a GenBank genome assembly
AUGUCGUCGUGGUGGGACAAAUACCUGGCGCCCGGUGACAUCCGGGCCCGAAAUGUACAGCCGGAGUCUCCAUCCCCAUCCCAAUCCUCUAACGAAACCACCUCUACGCCUGAAAUCCCAACUCGCAUCUCCGCCUCUCAUCGCGCUCGCCGACAAAAUGCCCUGCUCUUCGGCGGUCUGGCCUUCACAUUCCUCUCAGGCGUCAUAACCCGCCGUGCUCUGCGACGGAAACACCUCGCAACCUACCCAUCCCUCACUUCCACCAAAUCCGGAAAUGUCCAGAUCCCCCAUUUCGCGCAAUCCAAUUCCCCACCAAAAGCAGAAGGAGGUCUCGAUGCAGCGGAGGCGCUCUUCAUCGCUACCCUCACCACAACAUCUCUCUUUAUGACAGCGACCGGAGCUUUUAUGAAAUACUUCGAUAUCGCGGAUGUGGAGGAUUUAAGAGAGUUUGUCAGGAAAGGUGUUGGACAGGAUAUCUAUGGAGGAGAUCGGGACGCAGAAGCGGAUCGCGAGAUUGAGGCUUGGAUGGCAGAGGUCUUGGCUCGGAAGGAUGGAGUGGGGAACUUGAAAGAGAGUAUUGUUGAGAAAAUGGCGGAGUUGGAGGCAAAAGAGAAGAAGUCGAAGGGCGAGGAGGGGGGAGUGCUGGAAAGGGUGAAGCAGAUGCAGAAGGAGAAGGGCGAUAGAUGA